CGCUCUCCAACUGAGCAGCUGUCAUUCCGGUAGCUGACGGGAAUUUCUAUCUGUUCUUGGGUAUUAGGUUAGAAGACAGUCUCGUUAUGUCGUUGCCAGAUGCAGUGGCUGCAGAUGAGCCUGCAGCCGCAGAGAAAUUUUUAUUUAUGGCCCCUGUCAGCAAGACCCCCAAGAAGAUCCAGUUUGCUGAUGACAUGCAGGAGUUCAGCAAGUUUCCUACCAAAACUGGUCGCAGAUCGCUAUCACGCUCCAUUUCUCAGUCAUCCACAGACAGCUACAGUUCUGAUAGUUCAGAUGACGAGACGUCUCCAAGAGACAAGCAACAAAUCACCUCGAAAGGUAGUGCUGACUUCUGUGUCAAAAACAUCAAACAGGCUGAUUUUGGUCGACGGGAGAUUGAAAUUGCAGAACAAGAAAUGAUGGCUCUAAUCUCUCUGAGGAAAAGAGCACAGGGAGAAAAACCCCUAUUAGGAGCAAAGAUCGUGGGUUGCACACACAUUACUGCACAAACAGGGGUUUUGAUAGAAACACUGUGUGCUUUGGGUGCUCAGUGCCGGUGGUCUGCUUGCAACAUCUAUUCUACUCAGAAUGAGGUAGCUGCAGCCUUGGCUGAGUCAGGUGUUGCAAUUUUCGCCUGGAAGGGAGAGUCAGAAGAUGAUUUUUGGUGGUGUAUUGAUCGAUGCGUGAACGCUGAUAGUGGUUGGCAAGCAAAUAUGAUCCUGGAUGAUGGAGGUGAUUUAACCCACUGGGUCUAUAAGAAGUAUCCUCAUGUUUACAAACAAAUUCGUGGAAUUGUGGAGGAGAGCGUAACAGGAGUGCACAGGGAAUUUGGCUUGAAAAAUCCUUCAUUCCAGGGGGCCACAGUCUGCACAGUUCUCUCCUCUCUCCCCUCUCCUGCUGUCCCCUCCCAAAAGAAUUCAUAAUAAUGAUAAUAAUCUGAGUUAUUAUGGUUAGACUGCAAGUAGGAAGCUAUGAAGACCAAGCUAAAAUGGCAGCUGCAAUCUCUAACAAACAGAUACAGCUUCUAGGGCUCUUUACUCAGGCUGUAUCAGCUCUCCAAAGCUGGUAAACUGUGUGUUCCAGCAAUGAAUGUUAAUGACUCUGUUACUAAGCAGAAGUUUGAUAAUCUAUACUGCUGCCGAGAAUCCAUAUUGGAUGGCCUAAAAAGAAGCACAGAUGUUAUGUUUGGUGGAAAGCAGGUUGUAGUGUGUGGAUAUGGAGAGGUUGGUAAGGGAUGUUGUGCAGCUCUGAAAGCCCUUGGAGCUAUUGUCCAUGUAACAGAAAUUGAUCCAAUUUGUGCUCUUCAAGCCUGUAUGGAAGGUUUUCGUGUGGUGAAAUUAAGUGAGAUUAUUCGACAGGUAGAUGUGGUCAUUACUUGCACAGGAAACAAAAAUGUUGUAACUCGGGAACAUUUGGACCGCAUGAAAAAUGGCUGCAUUGUAUGUAACAUGGGACAUUCCAAUACAGAGAUUGAUGUGACCAGCUUGCGUACUCCUGAGCUAACAUGGGAACGCAUCAGAUCUCAGGUGGACCAUAUAAUCUGGCCUGAUGGGAAACGGAUAGUUCUUCUAGCUGAGGGUCGACUUCUCAAUCUAAGUUGCUCAACAAUUCCUACAUUUGUGCUCUCAAUUACAGCAACCACAGAGGCUCUAGCUCUAAUAGAACUAUACAAUGCCCCUGAAGGACGAUACAAGCAGGAUGUGUAUCUAUUGCCCAAGAAGAUGGAUGAGUAUGUUGCCAGUCUCCAUCUGCCCUCUUUUGAUGCACAUUUAACAGAAUUAACAGAGGAUCAGGCUAAGUAUUUGGGGCUUAACAAGAAUGGACCUUUCAAACCAAACUAUUACAGAUAUUGAUGGAUCAUUAAAGGCUUACUUUAUGUUUCCCAAGACAAAUAAAGAAAGAAGACCAGUCUAUAUAUAUUUUCUCAUUGCUGUAAUAUAUGUCUUGUUCUCUUUG
Messenger RNA from Xenopus tropicalis (tropical clawed frog), 1956 nucleotides. The record is from RefSeq. NCBI's taxonomy places the organism in Eukaryota, Metazoa, Chordata, Amphibia, Anura, Pipidae.